This is a messenger RNA of Sparassis crispa, 369 nucleotides long. RefSeq lists its product as hypothetical. The coding region runs from base 1 to 369 and encodes 122 amino acids. NCBI's taxonomy places the organism in Eukaryota, Fungi, Basidiomycota, Agaricomycetes, Polyporales, Sparassidaceae. The transcript has 2 exons. The record is from RefSeq and is a predicted model, not a curated record.
AUGAGCAACGCACCUGGCCACCUCACCGUCGUCAAUCAGUCCAAAGUCAUGUUUGCGGCGAUUCAGUCCGGUCAGGGCGUCGAAGCUAUGCUUGCUUUACUGCACACAGUAGACGCCAAGAUUGACUGGCUAAUUGCCAAAGUCGACAAGCUGAAUGCUAGAGUCAAUGACCUAGAUAAUAACGUCGACGACCUUAACUCUAAGGUCGAUAACUUGGACACCAAGGUGGAUGACUUGGACUCCAAAAUGGAUGACUUGGACACCAAAGUGGAUAACCUGGACACUAAAGUGGAUAACCUGGAAGGUAGAAUCGAUGACCUGCAUACGGCAAUCCAACCAUUGACAACCCAUGGAAGUCGCUGGAGAUAA